Molecule: messenger RNA, 6505 nt
Organism: Hypanus sabinus (Atlantic stingray)
Lineage: Eukaryota; Metazoa; Chordata; Chondrichthyes; Myliobatiformes; Dasyatidae
Product: oocyte zinc finger protein XlCOF6-like
Exons: 4
Coding region: 720-2957 (745 amino acids)
Source: RefSeq, a predicted model, not a curated record
UCCGCAUGCGCGCAGUACACAAAAUGUCGGGAGGACCGGCAGAGUUUCAAAAUAACAAAAAAGGAAAAGGGUCUGAAGCAAAAGUUUGGGCACCUUGCAUGUUAGACCUGCGGUGAGAGAUUUGUUGGAAGAAAAACCCCAACUGGAAGGAAACCACGACUGUAGACGAGGGAACAGCAACAAGUGAACCUGCCCGAGGACUGAGAGCAUCAACUGGAGAGAACCUAUCUGACUCAGAGAAUCCAGUGAUUCAGUCAGGAGAAAGUUUGGUUAAAAACGAGAAGGAAUUUGUCUCCCGGAAGCUCAAACAUGGCACACCAGUUUUGCUGCCUCUGUCUAGAUAUUUAAGAAGUGAAGCAAGGGAUUCAAUCGACCAUCCUACCUGAUCAGACUACGGGGCAGGAUUCACUCAGUCAUUUGACCAACUGGCUUGCCCGUCAUUUUACACAGGGGACAGCCUAUUCUUCUGCUCAGACAGAGGGAAUGGAUUCAGUCAGUCAUCUCAACUGAAGGUACGUCAGCAAGUUCACACUGGGCAAGGCCAUUCACCUGUUCUGUGUUUAAGAAAGCAUUUAGUCUGUCAUCCCACCUGUGGACACACCAGUCAGAAGCUGGUCAUCUGCUGAAUUUCUGGGAAAGGAUUCACUCGGUCAUCUGACCUGAUGGCACACCAGUGAGUUCAGACGGGGGAGCGGCCGUUCACUUGCUCGGACUGUGGGAUGAGAUUCACUCGGUCAACCACCCUACAGAGUCACCAGCGAGUUCACACUGGGGAGAAGCCAUUCACCUGCUCAGACUGUGGGAAGGGAUUCACUCGGUCAUCUGACCUAAUGACUCACCAGCGAGUUCACACCAAGGAGCGCCCAUUCACCUGCUCGGACUGUGGGAAGGGAUUCACUUCGUCAGCCAGCCUGCAGACACAUCUGCGAAUUCACACUGGGGAGAAGCCAUUCACCUGCUCAGACUGUGGGAAGAGAUUCAUUCGCUCAUAUGACCUACUGACACACCAGCGAGUUCACACCAGGGAGCGGCCGUUCACCUGCUCGUACUGUGGGAAGGGAUUCACUCGGUCAUCUCACCUAGUGACACACCAGCGAGGUCACACUGGGGAGAAGCCGUACACCUGCUCAGUCUGUGGGAAGAGAUUCAUUCAGUCAGGCAGCCUGCAGAGACAUCAACGAGUUCACACUGGGGAGAAGCCAUUCACCUGCUCAGACUGUGGGAAGAGAUUCACUCUGUCAUCCCAACUACUGAGACACCAGCAAGUUCACAGGGAGAAGCCAUUCAUCUGCUCAGAAUGUGGGAAAAGAUUCGCUGAUUCAUCCACCCUACAGAGACACCAGAAAGUUCACACUGGGGAGAAGCCUUUCACCUGCUCAGACUGUGGGAAGGGAUUCACUCGGUCAUCUGACCUAAUGGCUCACCAGCGAGUUCACACUGGGGAGAAGCCUUUCACCUGCUCAGACUGUGGGAAGGGAUUCACUCGGUCAUCUGACCUACAGAGACAUCAGCGAGUUCACACUGGGGAGAAGCCGUUCACCUGCUCAGAAUGUGGGAAAAGAUUCAUUGAUUCAUCCACCCUACAGAAACACCAGAAAGUUCACACUGGGGAGAAGCCUUUCACCUGCUCAGACUGUGGGAAGGGAUUCACUCGGUCAUCUGACCUAAUGGCUCACCAGCGAGUUCACACUGGGGAGAAGCCUUUCACCUGCUCAGUCUGUGGGAAGGGAUUCACUCGGUCAUCCCACCUACAGAGACAUCAGCGAGUUCACACUGGGGAGAAGCCGUUCACCUGCUCAGAAUGUGGGAAGAGAUUCACUGAUUCAUCCUCCCUGCAGAGACACCAGCAAGUUCACACUGGAGAGAGGCCGUUCACCUGCUCAGUCUGUGGGAUGGGAUUCACUGAGUCAUGUAAACUGAACAGUCAUCAGCGAAUUCACACUGGGGAGAAGCCAUUCAUCUGCUCAGACUGUGGGAAGGGAUUCACUCGGUUAUCCAACCUGCAGAGUCAUCAGUCAGUUCACACUGGGGAGAAGCCAUUCAUCUGCUCAGACUGUGGGAAGGGAUUCUCUUGGCCAUGUGACCUAAUGGCUCACCAGCGAGUUCACACCGGGGAGCGGCCAUUUACCUGUUCAGACUGUGGGAUGGGAUUCACUUCGGCAUCGAUUCUAGUGAGACACCAGCAAGUUCACACUGGGGAGAAGCCAUUCACCUGCUCAGUCUGUGAGAAGAGAUUCAUCAACUCUUCCACCCUACAGAGGCACCAGCGUGUUCACACUGGAGAGAAGCCAUUCACCUGCUCAGUCUGCGGGAAGGGAUUUACUCAGUCAUCCAAUCUACAGAUACACCAGCGAGUUCACACUGGGGAGAAGCCAUUCACCUGCUCAGAAUGUGGGAAGAGAUUCACUGAUUCAUCCACCCUACAGAGACACCAGCAAGUUCACACUGGGGAGAAGCCUUUCACCUGCUCAGUCUGUGGGAAGAGAUUCACUUGGUCAUUUCACCUGCUGAGUCAUCAGCGAGUUCACACUGGGAAGAAGCCAUUCACCUGCUCAGAAUGUGGGAAGAGAUUCACUUGGUCAUCCAACCUGCAGAGUCAUCAGCGAGUUCACACCGGGGAGAAGCCAUUCAUCUGCUCAGUCUGUGGGAAGAAAUUCACUUCGUCAUCCAACCUGCAGAGUCAUCAGUCAGUUCACACUGGGGAGAAACCAUUCACCUGCUCAGUCUGUGGGAAGGGAUUCACUUUCCCAUCUAAACUGAAGGUACAUCAGGUGGUUCACACUGGGGAGAGGCCAUUCACCUGCUCAGUCUGUGGGAAGGGAUUCACUGAAUCAUCUAAACUGAAGGUACACCAGAAAGUUCACACUGGGAAGAAGCCGUUCACCUGCUCAGUCUGUGGGAAAGGAUUCACUCAGUCCUCCACCCUCCAGAAACACCAGUCAGUUCACACAUUCUGAGCUAUUCCCCUGCUCAGAAUGUUGGAAAGGAUUCAUUCAGUCAUCCCAACCACUGGCACACCAGUCAGUUCACAUUCUUAUUAAUUCCUUGCUUUUGCUUGCUGAGGACAUUCAUUUUAAGAGAGAGAGUGAUUAAGAAGGCAAAUCAGUCUGGCUUGCAGCUUGUUUACAUCGCUUACAGCUUGCUUAGUUUUAACCGAGGACUCAGACACUCAGGGUCAGACGGAGAUGAAGGAGGAAAAAUGGAAGGAUCGAAACCAGGGAACUAGUGGCCAAGGGUCACUGUUUAGAGCUUUCCUAUGCCCACAAGGGUGGGUUAAGUAUCGAUUCACCAUACAUCGAAUGUGUGGUUGUCACCUCGUUUGAUCCAUAGGUGUGGAUCAGAUUUGGGGUAUCCUGUGAAGACUACUUUUGUGUUAACGCAUGGCUGGGUGUGGUUUGGUAAUUCACGUGAAGGCGAUACCCCUUGUGACAAGUCACUUUUGGUGAUAAUUCGUAUGUGGAUUUAGAACGAUGAAGCAUAAAAUCUACAGCAACUGUUCUCUCAUUUCACCACAAUGGAACCUUUGGAAUUCAACAUAAUUGCCUUCUCUCGACAUUACAAAUAUCUCUCUCUCAUCACCUAUUCCAUGGAUGAACUGAACUUCCAUACUUUACCAUCUCAAGACUCUCAGCCUUAUUUCCCCCAAGCUCAAUAGUUUGGGAGUUAUGUUUUGUUACGCCUGUGUCCCAACUCUGAGGGGCUGAAGGGUACAAAAUUGCCCCCUCCAUAUUGAGAAUCACAAGAUCGCUAUUAAUUCAGGUCAGGAGACCCAGUAAAUGAGGGAAAGACAUGCAGAAUCCACAUGGGUUUUGGGAUGUCCCACCCCCUCAGCGAUACAAAUCCACGGGAAACGGCCAUUGUCACUUGGAGAUGGAAUAGUGUAUUGAGUUCCGUACUAUUUAUUUGAAGCCCUCAGGGAAUGAGCCGAGGGGGCUGGCUGAGGGAUUGCAUCAUCCCAACCUGAUUGACAUCUGAGACCCCGUGAGUAAGGAUAAAAGAGGGCCUGGGGAACAUCCUCUUUAGACGCACCAGGAGAAACGAUAGAAAUCCUGUGACAGCAUUUAAUAGUGACAGCCGGUGGUGACUCGUGUGUGUGUGUGUGUCCAUCCUUGCCCGGAUGACGAGUUUUCCACGGAACGGCUUAGCUAAAGGACCGACUACAGAAACGGAACUCUCGAAGGAUCAACAUCAUAAAAAGGAAAGCCGGCAAGUUUAAACCAUCUGUCUCUCUUGACUCCAACAAAAGGCUGCAGCCUGCAUGAACUUGAGUGACUUUUAUAUUUCCAUCGGGCAAUACAUUAUCCCCUAGACAAUGAUAGAGUUAUUUCUUAUUGAUUGUUAUUAUACCUGCAUUUUUAGAUUUAGUAGCGACGACGUAUAUUAUCUAUGUUUGCAUUGAUAUUUUUGUGUAUUCUUAUCAUUAAAUACUGUUAAAAAUAGUACCAUCAGACUUCAACGGACCUCACUAUCUUUGCUGGUAAGUGACCCAGUUAUGGGGUACGUAACAACUUGGGGUUCUCGUCUCGGGAUUUGACAACAAAUUGGGAGGCCAGUGAAUCGGGCGUGUAAGUCCAAACUUGGAUCUGGUACAGGGGUAGCCAGACAGGAAACCAGCAAAGAUGGACGUGGAUGAAUUUAUAGAAAACCCGACUCUGGAGGCGCUAGAGGCGGCCACCAAUUCGGACUUGAUAAAUAUGGCGAAGGGGCUAAACCUCGCAGAGGUGAGGUUUUCAAUGAAAAAGCGGGAGGUGCGAAGGGCCAUAACUUAGUAUUAUAUUGAGAAGAAUGUGUUUGCAGCUGAGGUAUUGGAAAAUAUCCCUGAAAAGGUACCAGCUAGAGGGAUGGCUCAGUUAGAGUUGGAGAAAUUAAGGUUGGAACAUGAAAUUAAAUUAAAGCAGCUGAGAAGGAGAAUGAAAGGGCCGACAAACAAAGGGAGCAUGCGCUCCAGCUAAAGGAGUUAGAGGUGAAACGGGAGGAUGAGCUCCAGCUAAAGGGGUUAGAGGUGAAAAAAGAGCAGGACAGAGCUGAGAAGCAAAGAGAGCAUGAAAUUCAGUAAAAACAGCUGGAGGCAGCUGAAAAGGAAAAGGAGAGAGCCGAGAAGGAGAGAGAGUAUGAGGAGGCAGAGAAAGAGCCAAAAUGACUUGGAUAUGGAAAAGUUAAGGCAAGAGCGAAGAGCUGAAGGGUCAGACCGAGAGGAGCGGUUUAAUGUUAGUCGGGAGUUGAGGUUAGUACCUCCGUUCGAGGAGAUGGAUGUUGAUAGUUAUUUCUUGCUUUUUGAAAAGGUGGCAGUGAAUCAGAAGUGGUCCAAAGAGCAGUGGGUGGCAUUGUUACAAAUUGUGUUAAAAGGGAAAGCACAAUGGGCAUAUGCGGCGUUGUCUAUGGAGGAGGAAGAGGUGGAGAAUUAUGACCAAGUAAAAACGGCCAUUCUCCGGACUUACGAAUUGGUACCUGAAGCGUAUAGACAAAAGUUCAGAAAUUUAAAGGAAGGGUGGAAUCAGAUGUAUAAAGAGUUUACCUAUGACAAAGGGUGUGCUCUUGGAUCGUUGGUGUACAGCAGAAAUAGUGAAAGAGGCAUCUCAGGGAGCUAAUUCUGAUUGAGCAAUUUAAAAGUGGUGUUUCAGAGGAUAUCCGGAUGUAUUUUAAUGAGAAGCUGAAUAAGUCCAUCUCCGAAUUUGCUAGGUUCGCAGAUGAAUAUGCCCUAACCCACAAGACACAGUUUACCUCGAAUAAAAGUUCCCAGAGAGACCGUGGGAACGAUAGAGAAAGCCCGCCGGCUGAAGCAGAAGUCCUGCCGGGAGCUAGUGGUAAGAUUGGGGAGGAGAGGCAAGAUAGCCAGAGAUUUCCGGGCUUGACCUAUUUUAAUUGUGGAAAGGGGGAACAUAUUGCAUCUAGGUGCUUUGCUCCGAGGAAGGAGACAGGAAAAGGGAAAGCAGCAGUCCCUAUUGGAUGUGCUGUGGUAAUCAGUAAAUCGACAAGAGAGCCCCGGGUAGACAGGGUACGAGAAGGGUCUGAGAUUUGUAUGUCAAAUGGAACCGUGUCUGAGAGAGGGAGACCGACCAAUUCCCGUGCGAAUCUGGAGAGAGACAGGGGCUGAACUGUCAUUGAUUAGCCGUAAGGUACUGGAUUUUGUUCGCAAGACGGGAAUGGUAGCUGUGAAGGGAAUAGGAAAAGGGAAGGAAAUGGUGCCCUUGCAUAGGAUCAUUAUGAAUUGUGAGCUAGUCUCUGGACCAGUUGAAAUGGGCGUGCAAUCAGAAUUCCCGAGAACUGAUGCGGACGUCCUUCUGGGUAAUGAUUUAGCCGGUGGUAGGGUUUGGUCAGCAAUGAAGCUGUUGAGACAGCCGGUGGAGGCCCCGCCCCUAGAUUCCAAGAUCUAUCCCGCAUACGCGAUCACUCGCAGCAUGUCGAGAAAGGCAGCUGAGAACGAGGGCACUUUAAAUCCGGCCAGUAUCGAGUUGGCCGAGUCGUUUUUACCAACCCUGUACCACGAGGGUUUAGAGGGUGGAAA